GUUUGUUUAAAAGCUGCUGGAGGUGAUGAUCCGUUGACUGAAGUGUGUGGAGACUAUUUGUGUGGUUUAUACGUUAUCUGUUUGAACAACAUGAACAACCUGGACUUUUACGAUCACAUCAUUUUAGAUAACAGCUCAGACUCUGGAUCUGGAGACUUUGACUUUGACGAAUUCUGUGACCUUAAAGUCAGUAAUGACUUCCAGAAGAUCUUUCUUCCUAUUGUAUAUGGGAUUAUAUUUGUCCUGGGAAUCAUUGGCAAUGGACUUGUUGUGCUUGUGAUGGGCUUCCAAAAGAAGACAAAGAACAUGACAGACAAAUACAGGUUGCAUCUCUCCAUCGCCGACCUCCUGUUUGUCCUCAUGUUACCCUUUUGGGCUGUGGAUGCGGCUAGCGGAUGGCUUUUUGGGGAAUUCCUGUGCGUCACUGUCAAUAUGAUCUACACUCUGAACCUGUACAGCAGCGUGCUGAUUCUGGCUUUCAUCAGCCUGGAUAGGUACCUGGCAGUUGUCCGUGCCACAAACAGCCAGCAGUUUAGGAGGUUGCUCGCAGAAAAGGUGAUCUACCUUGGAGUUUGGCUCCCAGCGACCCUACUCACCAUCCCUGAUCUGGUGUUCGCCAAAGUCCACAAUACAGGCAUAAAUACGAUCUGCGAGCUCACCUACCCACAGCAAGCAAACAUAGUGUGGAAAGCCGUUUUCCGUUUCCAGCACAUCAUCGUUGGCUUUUUGCUGCCUGGUCUGAUCAUUCUGACCUGUUACUGCAUCAUCAUCUCAAAACUGUCCAAGAACUCCAAAGGUCAGGUCCUGAAGAGGAAGGCGCUGAAAACAACUGUCAUCCUCAUCCUCUGCUUUUUCAUCUGCUGGUUGCCUUACUGUGCCGGCAUCCUGGUGGACGCUCUGGUGAUGUUGAAUGUCAUAUCUCACAGCUGUUUCCUGGAGCAGGGUCUGGAGAAAUGGAUCUUCUUUACUGAGGCGCUUGCGUAUUUCCACUGCUGUCUCAACCCCAUCCUUUAUGCUUUCCUGGGAGUCAGAUUCAGUAAAUCUGCCCGUAAGGCUCUGAGCAUCAGCAGUAGAUCAAGUCACAAGAUGCUGACCAAGAAAAGAGGUCCUAUAUCAUCAGUAUCUACUGAGUCGGAGUCAUCUAGUGUCCUGUCCAGUUAAUGGACGCUUUGUACAUAAAACUUUCCUACGUGGAUGAUUAAGCUUUCAAUUUUUUUUUUUAAAGGACUUUACUACACUUUUUGUAUAUUGUAAACUUGUUGUGUUGAUGAACAUUUUUUAACACUUUUUAUUCAACUACUAUAAUAUAUAUAUAUUUUAAAUGUAUUUACGUUUUUCCUUUUUUUUUUUUUUUUUUUUUUUUUUUUUUUUUAGUACCUAAAGGCAGAGCCUUGACAAAGUCUGUUUACUUGCAGAAGUUAUCAGGAAAUGUUAGCAAACUGUUGCAUAGUCUUUUGUCUGAUUCUGAACGUGUAGUGUAAAUUAUUUGUACAUAGUUCAUUGUUUGUCAUUUGUUUUUUGUUUGUGUGUGUGUGCGUGCGCGCAUUUAGCGUUUCCUAUUUCCCCAUAAGUUUUUUUAUAUUUAUUGAAAUGGUAGCUCACACUGUAAAAAAAUAAGUGUAAAAAGGGGUUGUAAUUUAAUCAUGUCACAAUUGUCACAUUUUUACUUCCAUUUCAUAAUAAAACCUAAAAAUCACCAAUUUUAA
Carassius carassius (crucian carp) is the source of this 1706-nucleotide messenger RNA. It is a transcript of the gene cxcr4b, whose product is annotated as chemokine (C-X-C motif), receptor 4b. Gene Ontology annotation, biological process: brain development; neurogenesis; immune response. Lineage: Eukaryota; Metazoa; Chordata; Actinopteri; Cypriniformes; Cyprinidae. Gene Ontology annotation, cellular component: membrane. Gene Ontology annotation, molecular function: chemokine receptor activity. The record is from RefSeq and is a predicted model, not a curated record. The transcript is spliced from 2 exons. Bases 91 to 1161 code for a protein of 356 amino acids.